GAAGGAACGUGUUUUCGCGUGGCCGGCGUUUUUCUCUCCUGUCCUAGCCAUCUGUUGUUCCGCUCAAACAGAGAAGGAGCUGUCCCCGGAUUCGUUUCGGAGCACACCUGAUCGGACCCGACGCAGUCUUCGCAGACGGAAGCGUUGUUUUGGUCGAGAACGUGGCGUUUCCCCGUCCUGUGCUUCUGGUCCUCCGAGCGCUACAUAUAUAGACAAUGCCUCCCAAGAAGAAGGACGACGGACCCGAGCGCCCAGUUUUGCUUGGACGGGUCGGUACCAAUCUCAAGUGCGGAAUCGUCGGUCUGCCGAAUGUUGGUAAAUCGACGUUCUUCAACGUACUCUGUAGUCAGUCGAUUCCGGCGGAGAAUUUCCCUUUCUGCACGAUAGACCCGAACGAAUCGCGGGUCGCGGUGCCUGACCCGCGGUUCGACUACCUGGUCGACAGCUUCAAGCCAGCCUCAAAAGUUCCGGCCUAUCUCAACGUCGUCGACAUCGCGGGGCUUGUCAAGGGAGCGGCCGAGGGUCAAGGUCUCGGUAACGCAUUCUUGUCACACAUUAAAGCCUGCGAUGCACUCCUGCAUCUGUGUCGUACGUUCGAAGAUGAGGACGUGACCCAUGUUGAGGGAGACGUCAAUCCUGUGCGCGAUAUCGAGAUCAUCAACGAGGAGCUUCGGAGGAAAGAUCUCGAGUACCUGAACAGCAACAUCGAGAAAAUGGAGCGGACCGUUGUUCGCGGAAACGACAAGAAAAUGAUGCCGGAGUACCAUUGUCUUGUCAAAGUGAGAGAAAUACUCGAUACUGAGAAGAAACACAUCCGGUUCGCUGACUGGAAAAGCGAUGAAAUCGAGGUUCUGAACAAGCAUCUCUUCAUCACAGCCAAACCCAUGAUUUACUUGGUCAACCUUUCUGAGAACGAUUACAUUCGGAAAAAAAAUAAAUGGCUGCCCAAAAUCAAGGAGUAUGUCGACAAGACCGACCCGGGUGCCACGAUCAUCCCUUUUUCGGGAGCGUUCGAGCACAAAAUCCUCGACAUGUCCCCUGAAGAACGCGCGGCGUUCAUCAAGGAGAAGGGAGUAGGUUCGGCCCUGGAUAAAAUCAUCCUCACAGGAUACAAAGCUCUCCAGCUAAUGUAUUUCUUCACGGCUGGAAAGGACGAGGUCAAAGCUUGGACGAUCCAGAAGAAUACGAAAGCUCCACAAGCGGCGGGCAGAAUCCACACGGAUUUCGAGAAAGGUUUCAUAAUGGCGGAAGUCAUGAAAUUCGAAGAUUACAAGGAAGAGGGUAGUGAAAACGCAUGUAAAGCAGCUGGAAAGUAUCGCCAACAAGGCAAGACGUAUAUCGUCGAGGACGGCGACAUAAUUGUUUUCAAAUUCAACGCCGGAGCUGGCCUACAAUCGAAAAAGAAGUAAUUUUCAGUGAUUUCACAAUCAAUAAAAGGUUACCUCGAACCCGCAAAA
Galendromus occidentalis (western predatory mite) is the source of this 1457-nucleotide messenger RNA. RefSeq names its product obg-like ATPase 1. Gene Ontology annotation, molecular function: ATP hydrolysis activity; ATP binding; GTP binding. The transcript has a single exon. Gene Ontology annotation, cellular component: cytoplasm. The record is from RefSeq and is a predicted model, not a curated record. Lineage: Eukaryota; Metazoa; Arthropoda; Arachnida; Mesostigmata; Phytoseiidae. The coding region runs from base 216 to 1409 and encodes 397 amino acids.